This is a messenger RNA of Syzygium oleosum, 920 nucleotides long. Its product is annotated as cyclin-dependent kinase inhibitor 7-like. The transcript has 4 exons. The coding region runs from base 44 to 625 and encodes 193 amino acids. Gene Ontology annotation, cellular component: nucleus. Gene Ontology annotation, molecular function: cyclin-dependent protein serine/threonine kinase inhibitor activity. Gene Ontology annotation, biological process: negative regulation of cyclin-dependent protein serine/threonine kinase activity. Lineage: Eukaryota; Viridiplantae; Streptophyta; Magnoliopsida; Myrtales; Myrtaceae. The record is from RefSeq and is a predicted model, not a curated record.
CCACAUAACCCAAAAUAGCAAAACGAGAGAGAGAGAGAGAGAAAUGGCAGAUCUUGCGAGAAAGUACGAGAGAAUUGCAACGGACUCUGCUCCUCCCACGCCCACCAAAAGUACGUCCAAGCGAACCAUGCCGCUCGUCGUCUCCGGAGAACCGCCGGCACCGCCUUCUCCGACUCCCGCCGUCGCGAGCGGCCUCCCUUCCAUACCCACCGGCGACCGUCCCUCCUGCUUCCGGUGCGACCACCUCCGCACCGCCGUCAAAUCCGGUGAAAACCCGAACAAGAGGAAGAGAUUCUUAGCUUCCGAGGCCGAGGAUUUGAAAAUUGAAACCGAGGACAAGACGUGCAGCGACGGCAACCUCAGGAGAGAAGCGCCGGCGUCGCUCGAUGCCCCCAGAAGACCGGAGACGCAACCGCCGCCGGCUCCGGCAGCCGGCGCGGAGGCGGCGAAGGUGAGGUCGGCGUGCGCGGCCGAGAUCGAGGCGUAUCUGUCCGCCAUGGAGAGGGAACAGCAGAGGCGGUUCGCGGACAAGUACAAUUACGACGUCGUCAAUGACGUGCCGCUCGAAGGCCGUUACGAGUGGAUUCCCAUCAACGUGGGUGCGGUGGAGGAAACGCUGAAGUGACUGGCGGUGAUGGUACGGAUUAGAGAAGAGGGGGGGGAACUCGCUGCUCGAUUGCUUCCUUCGUUGGUAAAAAGAUUGUACAGUCUUCUUUAGUGCUUCCCAAGUUGUUCUCGUUUCAGUAUAGCGGUAGACCGACACGUACCAAAAACCAAACCAAACCCAUGCUUUUGUUACUCACGUCCACACGAUUCGUCUUUAGCUCUCUCGCUCUUGGCAGAUUUUUCUGGAGAUGUACUUCGGGAUUCGUCUCUUUCUGCAGUCUCUAUCGAUACUUGCAUUUCUUGCUUUGAUCCAA